Lolium rigidum is the source of this 919-nucleotide messenger RNA. Its product is annotated as OVARIAN TUMOR DOMAIN-containing deubiquitinating enzyme 1-like. NCBI's taxonomy places the organism in Eukaryota, Viridiplantae, Streptophyta, Magnoliopsida, Poales, Poaceae. Gene Ontology annotation, molecular function: cysteine-type deubiquitinase activity; ubiquitin binding. Gene Ontology annotation, cellular component: nucleus. The record is from RefSeq and is a predicted model, not a curated record. The coding region runs from base 189 to 740 and encodes 183 amino acids. The transcript has 3 exons. Gene Ontology annotation, biological process: protein K48-linked deubiquitination.
UGUGUAGUUUAUAACAUGUGUGUUUUGUUGAGAUUCUUAGAAAAGGUCUUGACAAUAUGUUAAAGAUACCCUUAUUUCAUCUUAGUUACAUUUUAGUUUACAGCAAAGUUCUUUUAUCUCUUUAGCCUGACUUCUGAAAAGCUGUAUGAGAGAAGCCUUGAAGAUCCCUCGUCACGCAAUAGUAAGGGAUGUCAAUCCUUGUUGUGAUGUGUUGUUUGUCUGUUUGUUCUUUAUAUAACAUAUUGUUUUCGUCAGUUCUUUAUUUCCUUAGGGUGCUUACGGAGGUUGAGAUCCGUACACAAGAUAUCUACAAGCCAUUUAUCCCCAGAGAUAUGGAUGUCGUCCAGUACUGUAGGAAGACGGUGCGAGGCCUGUAUCCUGAAGGUGAAGCCAGAGCCGAAGCUCAACAGUUCUGUCGGAUGAAGGUGCGUAGCCAGGAUGCUGAAGCCGAAGCUAUACAGAUGAGGGCUUUGACAUAUGCACUCGGCAUACCUUUGCGUGUCGAAAUUGUGGACACGAAGUCGACGUCGGGUCAAGCUGUGCGAGUAAAGCGCCUUGAUUUCUUCAACCAGUCAGGUCUAGGGAAGAUGCCUUAUCAUAUAGUUCAAAGCUACUAUUCCUCAAGCACAGCUCAUAAGCCACUGGAGCGGGGAAGUGAAGACAACUUGUUAUCAUCGGAUGGCGCACCCUUGCUGACCUUGCUGUGUAGGCGUGGCCACUGUGACAUUCUUUAUCCGUAGUGAACAAACUAUGUGAUGUACGAUCGACAGUAACUUUUUCCUGGAUGAUGUCAUGGACAAAUGUGCAGAUAGUCUCAUGUAGUAUAUAGGUGCUCCAUGUUUUUUUUUGUUGCUACUGAUUCUGUUCAUAGCUCUGUAUGCGGAAGUAAGAUCCAGAAGGCAUGAGCUUUGAGAACAUA